Messenger RNA from Vitrella brassicaformis, 2521 nucleotides. The record is from the annotation of a GenBank genome assembly. Lineage: Eukaryota; Vitrellaceae.
GUUGGAGUAGUGUGGUUUCCCACCCGUUUGCAGAGCUAGGCUGCCUCCGGCACCAGCAGCAGCAGGAUGAGGCCCAUCCAUUUGGCCCGGCAGCAUGGCACCUCCGAGCAGUUGCUGCAUCAGGUCAAGAUGGCGUCCGGGUUAAGGUGCUGCACCAGCACAGCACACAGACGGAGGGAGGGAGGAAGGGAGAACGGGUGGAUUUGCAGAGAGCUCUCCUGUGUGUGUUCUGUCUGUCCUCUUGUGGCGCAGGUCUUACCUGUAUUUCGUCGCUGUAAGGAUGCAUGGAGGGUGGCUGGGUGCCAGAGGGUGGGGUGCUGCUAGAGGGGCCGCAACGCCACGAUGCAGCUAGCUAUGGAGCAGAACUGCACCUCUGCAAUGGGGUGUUGCUCUGUCUGUGUGUGGGUGUGUGUGUGGUGCAGGGGUGCACGUGCAACUGCGUGUUGUGUUUGAAGUUGGAGGACAUCAUUAAAUCCACCUAUGUCAACGUGUAUGAGACCAAACUGGUCAGCCAGCGGCACACUGCACUUACACCCAUACUCAUGAGUACCCGGCCCGUUCUGUGCGUGUGUGUGUAUGUGCGUGUAUGUAUGUAGGAGGCCAACUAUCCCUCGGUAGACUGUUGUUGCGGCGAGUAUGACAACAUCACCGUCAUAUACUACGACAGAGAAUACCUCGACAGUGAGCCACACAGCCACACCCACACAUCUAUACCCUCUCCUACACGACGGCCUUGAUGCACUCACUGCUGUGCGUUGUGGUGGCAUGGAUGGAUGGAUGGCUGGAUGGAUGGAUGUGUCACAUAGACAUCGACCAGGCUGGCUGCUGCGUUCCGGCGUUCACCCACUGCCAGUGCUGCCCCACGUGUUUCGACAUGGUACACACACACAAAGGCACAAAGGCACAAAGAUACAAAGACACAAAGGCACAAAGACACAACGGAAUGGACAGACAUCCUCGUAUCUGUGUGUGCGUGUGUGUUGAUGUGAUAUUUGUGCACUUCUUGAUGUGAUGUGUGGUGUGCAGUGUGGGAAGGCGUUGGUGCUGCACGGCCCCAACAAGUGCGCCUGUAGCAAGUGUUUCAACCCCGACAAACUGUCCAACAGUAAGCAGCCAGACGCCACACAACACAUUCAACACGCUUCGCUGCCGGCCUCCCUGCCUGCCGGCCUGCUUAUUCUCUGUGUGUGUGUGAUAAUUAUGUUGUGGGCUGCAGCUCCGGUGUCGGCCAUGAACUGUUGCACUGCGUUCUGUUGCUGCUCCAAGCCCUUCAUUAUGGUAGGCAAGCCAAUCCACAUACCAAGAGGGAGGGAGAAAGGGGGCCGUCUGUGUAUGUCUGUCAAUCUAUCUGUGUGUGUGUCUGGUGACAGUUGCCGGGCCUGGACGAGGUCGAUGAGUUGAAGCGCGCCAUCUGCAGGCAAGGAAGGCCGAGGGAGACAACAGACAAGAAAUAAGAUGAGAGCGGAUGAAUCUUUGCAAGAUGUUUGUGAUCUCUCUUGACUCAGUGCCCGCGAUGCUGCCAAGUCUCGCAUGGACGCCGGGCACCGGUAGGUAGCACACCACCGGCCACACCACGCCACACACACACACGCGCAAGAGACAUGAACCUCCACAUCCGUUCUCUCCGCUGUCUUUUCCGUCCCCCUGUUCAGUCCCGACAUGGGCGGCCCGCCGGUCGAACGCACCAGAGAGAGAGAGGCAAUUGGGGUCUCUCUCCUCGCGAACCAUGUCUGUCUGUGUGUGUGUUGUGUGUGUUUGUCCACCAGGCGCAGCAGGUGAUGGCGGCCCCGGUGGCCCACCAGCCCAUGAUGGUGGCGGCACCCCAGGCCGUCAUGAUGCAGCCCGCACAGCCCGCAGGAGUAGUGGUACGCAUCGCAUCCACACGCACACACACACGAAGGAAGGAUACUUGCGAGGGUCGGUGUGCUGUGCCACCUCUCUCUCCUUUGGCAUUCAUUGUGUUGUGCAGGUGAUGACGCAGCCCCAGCCGAUGACCUAUGGCCGCUGACUGACUGAGACCCAUAGCACUCACACCAACACACCAAGACAGACACGUGACGGACGACACCCAUACGAUAGACACAUGACGAUAGGAUAGCGAUGAAUGAUGCAUUGCUGCCAUGCGUCCAUCUGUGACGUCGUAGCUGCCAGCACACACACGCCACACAUGCCUCCGUGAUGCACGCUUCACCAGAACCAGCGAGAUUGUGCAGCACCACCCCACCCCGGCCACGCACCCACACACGAUUUUUGGAUGGACGGGAUGGAUCGGUGGAUUGGAUGGCCGGCUGAUUUGUUGCUCUUUUCCGUGUGUGCGUGUCCAUCAUGAUGCUAUCUAUGCUGUUGGAGAUGUCUGUCUGCCAUGAUGAUGUUUGCUAGUGCACAUGUGGAUGGGCUGUCAGUGACCGUGGCCGGGUGCUGUGGAUGACAUUGUGUGCACACAUGAUCGAUGCAUUCGAUGCGCUGUCUUGCCUGCAUGGCCUGCCCGGACUGCUAGAAAGAACGUCGCGGCCGUUUGAAA